Mus musculus (house mouse) is the source of this 2726-nucleotide messenger RNA. RefSeq names its product amino carboxymuconate semialdehyde decarboxylase (gene Acmsd). The coding region runs from base 75 to 1085 and encodes 336 amino acids. The transcript is spliced from 10 exons. Lineage: Eukaryota; Metazoa; Chordata; Mammalia; Rodentia; Muridae. Gene Ontology annotation, biological process: L-tryptophan catabolic process; negative regulation of quinolinate biosynthetic process. Gene Ontology annotation, cellular component: cytosol. The record is from RefSeq and is marked validated. Gene Ontology annotation, molecular function: carboxy-lyase activity; aminocarboxymuconate-semialdehyde decarboxylase activity; zinc ion binding.
GAUUUUCACGCUGAUCUCUCCAUAUCAGAAUUUCCCUUUUUGUAUGUACACGUGUCUCCUCUGGUCCUGUGGAGAUGAAAAUUGACAUCCACACUCAUAUUCUACCAAAGGAAUGGCCCGAUCUAGAAAAGAGGUUUGGCUAUGGAGGCUGGGUGCAGCUCCAACAGCAAGGCAAGGGAGAAGCAAAGAUGAUAAAAGAUGGGAAGCUCUUCAGAGUGAUCCAACAGAACUGCUGGGACCCAGAAGUUCGUAUCAGAGAAAUGAACCAGAAAGGAGUGACAGUCCAAGCUCUUUCCACAGUUCCUGUCAUGUUUAGCUACUGGGCCAAACCUAAGGAUACUUUGGAGCUGUGCCAGUUUUUAAACAAUGACCUAGCUGCCACCGUUGCCAGAUACCCUCGAAGGUUUGUGGGUUUGGGGACGUUGCCUAUGCAAGCCCCGGAGCUGGCCGUCGAGGAGAUGGAGCGUUGUGUUAAGGCGCUAGGAUUUCCAGGAAUCCAGAUUGGCUCCCACAUCAACACAUGGGACCUGAAUGACCCGGAACUCUUCCCAAUCUAUGCUGCGGCCGAGAGGCUGAACUGUUCUCUGUUCGUGCAUCCCUGGGAUAUGCAGAUGGAUGGACGAAUGGCCAAAUACUGGCUGCCUUGGCUCGUAGGAAUGCCAUCGGAGACCACCAUGGCCAUUUGCUCCAUGAUCAUGGGUGGGGUGUUUGAGAAGUUUCCCAAACUCAAAGUGUGCUUCGCACACGGAGGUGGUGCUUUCCCCUUCACCAUAGGAAGAAUUGCCCAUGGAUUCAACAUGCGCCCAGAUCUCUGUGCCCAGGACAAUCCGUCUGACCCCAGAAAAUACCUUGGCUCCUUCUACACAGACUCCCUGGUUCACGAUCCUCUGUCUCUCAAGCUAUUGACAGAUGUCAUAGGAAAGGAUAAAGUCAUGCUGGGAACUGAUUACCCCUUUCCUCUGGGCGAGCAGGAGCCUGGGAAGCUGAUAGAGUCCAUGGCAGAGUUUGAUGAAGAAACAAAGGAUAAACUUACAGCUGGCAAUGCCUUGGCUUUUUUGGGUCUUGAGAGAAAACUAUUUGAAUGACAGAAUUAAGCACACACAAAAAAACUUUCGAGAAGCUACGUCACUUCUGUUUUUGAACAUGAGCUAUACACACAUCUAUUUUGAAUUAUGUUACCCCAAAAAUGGAAUAUCCCCCUCAGGAUGAAGCAAGAGGAUCAGCAAUUCAAGUUCCAGACCAGUCUGGGCUACUUGAGACUGUCUAAAACAAGGGUGGGGGUAAUAUUUUCAAUAUUCUAACUUAUUAAUAACAAAAUGUUUUAUAAGGUCUUUAUUCUGAAAUGUAAUAUUCUGAGAAGUGUAUAUUACUACAUAGCAAAUCAAAACCAUUUGAUUUGAAAGAGAUAAAAAAUUAAUAUAUAAUUAAUGAUUUAAAUAGAAAAAUCCAAUACCAGCUUUAUUCUAGAAGGCUCGGGGUCUCUAUGUUGACUGAAGAUAUGGGAAAUGUACCCAAAUAAUAAGGUUUUUUCCAGUUGUAACCCUUUCUGCUAGCCUAGUCAUUCAAUGGGAAUGUUUUUAUCUUUGUAAAGUACACAUAGGCUAUGCACAAGCUCAAAUGUUCUAAAAGCCAGUUAAGAAAGCAAGGUAAAUGCUUAUGGAAUAAAUGCUGACCCAACACAAAAUGGUUUUGAUUUGCAUAUGUAGUAAUGUACUACAAACUCAUUUUAGCCUCCCACAGUUGGAUAGAUCUUAGAAUUUGACCUGAGUCUGGAAGGAUGGAUGAACAUUUCUUUAAAAAGUAAAAAGAUGUUGGUCGGGCAUCACGGUACAUGCCUCUUACAUCAGCACUCAGGAGGCAGAGACAGGCAAUGGGUCUGUGUUUGAGGCCAGCUUGGUCUGCAUAGCAAGCUCUAGGAUAGCCAGCCAGUGAUACACAGUGAAACCUUGCCUCAAAAAGAAAUAGGUAGGCUUGGAGAGAUGGCUCAGCAAUUAAGAACACUGAUUGCUCUUCCAGAGGUCCUGAGUUCAAUUCCCAGCAACCACAUGGUGGCUCACAACCAUUUGUAAUGGGAUCUGAUGUCCUCUUCUGGUGUCACUGAAGAAAGUGACAGUGUACUCACAUACAUAAAAUAAAUAAUGUUUCUUUUAAAAAAUAAAUAUGUAAACAGAAGAUGGGAGCUGGACCAGAAGAGAAGAAGUUUGAAACCACAGGUGUGACUUAAGAGCGGAUGAAACUUUUCUAAAAGGAAUGUCAUCUAUACGUUUCCCUUUAGCAGAGCAGGAGGCAGAGUUAACUCUGGGGAGGGAGGAACACCAUGACACCCUUGUUCUAGGCCCUUACUGCUCCACCUGAGUAGCUGUAAAGGAACUUGGGCAUGGGGUGGGGUGGCAGGCAGCAUCUCUCCUCCACAUGCCUAUGGCUGCAUCAAAUAAUCCUUCCAUAGCACACGCUUAACUUUGGACUCACGCAUAACUCCCUUCCUUUCCAUUCUAGUACAAAGCCAGGCUCCCUAUUAACAGGUGACUGGAGCUGCCUCGAUGACAGAGAAAGAAGAGAGCUAACUAAUACCCAUGACCCCAUUCUGCUCUUCUCCCCAUCCAUGUCUCAAUGCUCCAUCUCCUUCCUGAUCUCUUGUUUUCUAGAAUUUUCACCAACUAUGACUCUACUUACUAGUCUAAUCUGUCUUGAAAGAAAAAUAAAGUUGAACAAAACAACACUUGGAA